Molecule: messenger RNA, 2805 nt
Organism: Hyalella azteca
Lineage: Eukaryota; Metazoa; Arthropoda; Malacostraca; Amphipoda; Hyalellidae
Gene: Noc3
Product: nucleolar complex protein 3 homolog
Exons: 15
Coding region: 233-2788 (851 amino acids)
Biological process (GO): DNA replication initiation
Cellular component (GO): nucleolus
Molecular function (GO): chromatin binding
Source: RefSeq, a predicted model, not a curated record
UUGGUAAUGAUGCUGCUCUGUACAGGGCCGUCGUCACAUCUCUGAGGUGAAGAGGACCAACAUUGCACGCAGUCAGUCCAAAGCCAAGAACAAGCUAUUGAAGAGAAGAAAAAGUCGUCUGCUGAAACGUUAUGGCAAAGAGAAGGCAGACAAUGAAGACCGGCCACCCAUCACGUACUACGACCACAAGCGACUCAAGGAAAAGAAGAAACUUGAGGGCAUCCAAGCGGCCAUGGCCAGGAAGGAAGACCUAAAGAAGAAAGAGGAAGAAAAAAUUGCCAAACGCAAUAAGAGAUUUGACCAAUUCUAUCAAAGGCAAGACACGGGAGCUGAGAUCCUAGACUCGGCCGCUCUGGCCAGCAUGAUUGACCAGGAGGACUAUGAGUGUAUGCAGAACCAAGGCAUGGACGGAACUGCGGACAUAGAGCAGAUGCGCAGCGACCUGGUGGAGAAGGCACAGAAGCUGCUGGGCUGCACCGCCACCACUGAAGGCGGUGAUGAGGAGGAGGAAGAACCUGAUCAGGACAAGUCCGACGAGGAUGAGGAACUUCAGGAGGUUUUCGCAGCUCCCAAGCCUUCAAUGCUGCCCAUCAAGAUAGGCGAUCAGGUCAUCAUGCCCAAGCCCGAGGGUCAAGAAGCAGAAGAUGGAGGAGACAGCGGCAUAGAGCAAGACUCCCAGCAGGAGGAGCCCUUAAAGCCCAUCUCUGUUGUGGACAUCCUGGCGCAGAGACGAGCUAAGAUCCAUGAGAAGAAGAUCUUCAUAGCCUGCGCCUCCACCAAGAUCAUCUCCAACCCAUACAAAUAUAUGUCGUCACUAACAAGCUUGGUGGCCCUGCUGUAUGAGAAGGACCCCGACACAGCGCUGACGGUGCGCAAGAUGGCGGCGCUAUCGCUGGUGGUCAUAUUCCAUUCCAUCAUCCCCAACUACAAGCUCAACACCAUGGAGCGUCCUGGCGUCAAGUUGAAGAGAGAAACGCGCGCCCUCUCUGUUCAGGAGAACUUGCUGCUGGUACGUUAUAAGUAUUUCCUGCGUGGCCUGGAGGCCAUGGUGCGCAACGCCAAGUACCACAAAUACGCACCAGCGCACCUCAAGCUGGCCCGCACUAGCCUUGAAUGUUUCUGCGAGCUGCUGGUCAAACAUCCAACAUUCAACUUUUCUGAGAACAUCAUCAUCCUUUUGGUGCCAUACCUCGCCCACCUCAAGGACGAGCUCAGAUUGGUCGUGAAGAAGGCGUUCGAAACCAUGUUUUAUGAAGACCAAACCGGCCAACUGUCCCUCAGGCUGAUAAAGCACAUCGCACAGUACGUGCGCAAGGAGGAGUUCAAGGUGCACAGCGACAUGCUGCGCGUGCUGCUGCAGUUGCGUGUCACGCAGGCGACGCCGCUAGAUGUGCUGCUGGAGAAGCGGGUCGACACGGCCAGACAGUCCGAGAUAAUAAAGCAGAACUUGAAAAAAGUCGCGUCUAGACACGUGGUCAAACUCACCAUACCAGAGAAGAAGCGUCAAAAGAAAAUUGCGAAGCUGGAGCACAAGCUGAAAGCGACAAAGCUGGAGCAGAACAAAGCGAAACACGAGACGCUGCAGACGGAGAUCCUGCACAUCCUCUUCGGGCUUCUGGUGCACGUCAUCAAGAACGACCGCGUCAACAGACAGCUCCUCGGCGUCACGCUCGAGGCCUUCGCCAUGUUCGGCCACCUCAUUAACGUGGAUUACUUCACGGACCUCGUCAAUAACCUGGAACGCAUCCUGAAGACGCAGGACCUGGGGGUGGCCGAACGCGUCCACUGCAUCCACAGCGUCUUCAAACUCCACACCGGCCUGGGCUCUGCUCUCCACAGCGAUCCUUUCAACUUCUGUGAUAAACUCUACGAGCUGCUAAUGCUGCUGCCUUCCCCUGAGGUGGGAGACGAGGCGCUGGUGCCGACGCUGCGGACGCUGGCGCUGAUCUUCGUGGGGUGCAAGCGGCGCGUGACGGGCAAGACCGCCAUGGGCUUCGUGAAGCGCCUGGCCACCUUAGCCCUCACCCUGCCCCACAGCGGCAACAUCCCCCUACUGAUGACCCUGCGCAGCAUCAUGCUGAAUCACCGAGCGACGGAGUGCCUGUUGGACACGCAGCAGGAGGGCGGCUGGGGUGUGUACUGCCCCCUGUUGGACCACCCCAUCCACUGCAACGCUGCUAUGGCCACCCUCUGGGACAUGCACCUGCUUGCUCGGAGUUACCACCCAAUGACGCGGCAGAUCUCAACCCACCUUUACCGCGGUGCCCCUCUGCUGGGUAAUGGCUCCCUGCCCUCUUCCUUUACUAAACUGACCAUGGAGGAGGUUGCCAACUUGUAUGACUGUCGCGAGAUGCAGCUACAGCCGCAGAUGAUGAACCCAGACCAGCAUUGCGGAGCCUUCGGCAGCAAGUGGAACAAAGAGAAGAAGAAGCAGAUCCUUUCCCACAGACUGACAGGAGCGCUCCUGCAAACGUGCGCGUCCGAGCAGCGCGCCCUGGACGCCAUCAUCAAAGGCGCCCCUGGAGACGGUGUCCAUGAGAAGAACGAUGAAGGACAAGACGAAGAGGCUGACGAUGGAGAGUCGAUGGUUGCCGACAACGACGUGGAAAUGCUGGACGAUGCGGUGGAAGAGUUAGACUUUUAUCCCCUCAAGACAGGGGCGCUGUACGACGUACACCAGCCUGACGCGUCCCAAGGCGAGAACGAAGAGACUCAGGACUACUCGCGGUUAUUUACUUAUGAGAACCUCGAAGAGUUCGAGCAGGAAAUGCAAGAAGCGUUACAAUAAAUGCUUACGUGACAUUC